GCCUUGUGGCGGCGGCGGCGGCGGCGGCAGCGGCAGCGGCAGCGGCAGCGAUAGCGAUUUAGCGCGGUAACACCAGCAGCAGCGGUGAUUUAGCGGCGGUAACACCAGCAGCGGCGGUUGUAUCGGCGGCAGCAGCUCAAGAUGUCGAUCGAAAUCGAAUCCUCCGACGUGAUCCGGCUCAUCAUGCAGUACCUGAAGGAGAACAGCCUGCACCGCGCGCUGGCCACGCUGCAGGAGGAGACCACCGUGUCCCUCAACACCGUGGACAGCAUCGAGAGCUUCGUGGCGGACAUCAACAGCGGGCACUGGGACACGGUGCUGCAGGCCAUUCAGUCGCUGAAGCUGCCCGACAAGACCCUCAUCGACCUCUACGAGCAGGUCGUGCUGGAGCUGAUCGAGCUGCGGGAGCUGGGGGCUGCCAGGUCCCUCCUGAGACAGACAGACCCCAUGAUCAUGCUGAAACAAACCCAGCCCGAGCGCUACAUCCACCUGGAGAACCUCCUGGCCAGGUCCUACUUCGAUCCUCGUGAGGCAUACCCAGAUGGGAGCAGCAAAGAGAAGCGGAGAGCUGCCAUUGCACAGGCUCUGGCUGGAGAGGUCAGCGUGGUGCCCCCGUCCCGCCUCAUGGCACUGCUGGGGCAGGCACUGAAAUGGCAGCAGCAUCAGGGCCUGCUUCCUCCCGGUAUGACAAUUGACUUGUUCAGAGGCAAAGCAGCUGUGAAAGAUGUAGAAGAGGAGAAGUUCCCCACACAGCUGAGCAGGCAUAUUAAGUUUGGGCAGAAGUCGCACGUGGAGUGUGCUCGGUUUUCUCCAGAUGGACAGUACCUGGUUACUGGCUCUGUUGAUGGCUUCAUUGAAGUGUGGAACUUCACUACUGGGAAGAUUAGGAAGGAUCUGAAGUACCAGGCACAAGAUAACUUCAUGAUGAUGGAUGAUGCAGUGCUGUGCAUGUGCUUCAGCAGAGACACAGAAAUGUUAGCAACUGGAGCACAGGAUGGGAAGAUCAAGGUGUGGAAAAUCCAGAGUGGUCAGUGUCUGAGGAGAUUUGAACGAGCACACAGUAAAGGUGUUACGUGCCUCAGUUUCUCUAAAGACAGCAGCCAGAUUCUUAGUGCUUCUUUUGAUCAGACAAUCAGGAUUCACGGUUUAAAAUCUGGGAAAACCUUAAAGGAAUUCCGUGGUCAUUCCUCCUUUGUCAAUGAAGCCACUUUUACCCAGGAUGGCCACUACAUUAUCAGCGCCUCGUCUGACGGCACAGUGAAGGUUUGGAAUGUGAAGACGACGGAGUGCUCAAACACCUUCAAGUCUCUUGGCAGCACUGCUGGGACAGACAUUACUGUGAACGGUGUCAUUCUGCUGCCUAAAAACCCAGAGCACUUCGUUGUUUGCAACAGAUCGAAUACAGUUGUCAUCAUGAAUAUGCAAGGACAGAUUGUAAGAAGCUUUAGCUCUGGUAAGAGAGAAGGUGGUGACUUUGUGUGCUGUGCACUUUCGCCCCGUGGUGAAUGGAUCUACUGUGUUGGUGAAGAUUUUGUGCUUUACUGCUUCAGCACAGUGACCGGCAAGCUGGAGAGAACCCUGACUGUUCAUGAGAAGGAUGUCAUUGGCAUUGCUCAUCACCCCCACCAGAACCUGAUUGCCACUUACAGUGAAGAUGGGCUCCUCAAACUGUGGAAGCCAUAGGUGGAUGUUACAUCCAGCUCUCAAGUGUGCCUGUUAGUUGCAGUUUAUUAUUGUUUGUGCUUUAACAAGAUCUAAGUGUCCAGAGUAUGAUACUUGCUCAAUUUUUAGUUUGGUUUUCCAGAGAAUGACAUUUUUACUCACCUAGAGUAGAUUGAUGCUUAAAUACAGCAUUGCUUAAUUUCAUAUACUUAUUUUUAUUAGAAUUGUCAGAGUCACUUCGGUGAGAGUGCUUUUUCUGUCUCCUGAAGUCUGUACUCUUCCUACAAUGUUUGUAAAAGUUGAAUGAGCCAGGAAGUAGACACACUUAUGAGUGGUUGCUGACUUCCUAGAAUACAGCAAAAUGUUGGGUUUUUUUUUGUUUGUGUGAGUGAAAUGUGGAGUGGGAAAGCUAUCUAUUUCCCACUGCUGAAACAUAAGCAUAGUUUUUCUGGAAUGCAGACCAGGCUACGCUUCGGCUUGAAGACAAGGCCGUUUCUAGUCCAUUGGGUUUUGCUGUGUUCAAUUUUCACUAUAAUUUUUCCAAUUACUUUGGAAAGUAGUGUCACACAGCUUCCUCAGAAAGAGACUAUGCUUCCCCAUCUGCCAGCACUUCCUACUCUAAACUAUAAACCUGCCUGAUCUGGCAGUGGGAUACAGUUAUUUUUUUUUUUUCCCUUUUGUUUUAUUUCACUUCUAGAUUAAAAGGUAUAAGUACUCUCUUCGUGUAAGUGCAAAAUGUCUUCAGACCAGCUGUAACUGAAACAGGCUUUAGGGGAUCAAUAUUUUAAAAAAUGCAAAAGUUGGUUUACAUAGGCUGAGUUCCUAGUGCUGUGAUAACGCUUUAAAUAAUUAUUUGUAAGAUUUUAAUUUUUUUUCAGUUUCAUAUGCCUGUGGACCUAGUCGAGGUGAUUCAUAGGUCCCACAGAUAAAAAGACACUUUCAGGUUCUUCAUAUGCUCGGUUUGGAGCAUAAGAUUUUAUGAUUUGAGAUCCUGUCUAAUGCACACUGUUGUGAGUGUACACCAGAAUCUGACCAUGUCUUUUCUAGGAUGCAGAAAAACAAGGUUUUUCCUGUAAUGAUGAAUGAAACACUUGUAGAUGUGAAUCUGCUGUGCUGUGUUCUAUCCCUGUCUCUUGUAGAAUGCUUUCCUACCACAGUAAUCUUUCAAACAGUGGUAACUUUUGUUUGAUUUAAUAAAUUAGUUCCAAUUCAA
Myiozetetes cayanensis is the source of this 2875-nucleotide messenger RNA. RefSeq names its product SMU1 DNA replication regulator and spliceosomal factor (gene SMU1). Gene Ontology annotation, biological process: mRNA splicing, via spliceosome. Bases 142 to 1683 code for a protein of 513 amino acids. Lineage: Eukaryota; Metazoa; Chordata; Aves; Passeriformes; Tyrannidae. The record is from RefSeq and is a predicted model, not a curated record. The transcript has 12 exons. Gene Ontology annotation, cellular component: precatalytic spliceosome. Gene Ontology annotation, molecular function: protein binding.